Molecule: messenger RNA, 936 nt
Organism: Musa acuminata subsp. malaccensis (wild Malaysian banana)
Lineage: Eukaryota; Viridiplantae; Streptophyta; Magnoliopsida; Zingiberales; Musaceae
Product: protein VACUOLELESS GAMETOPHYTES
Source: RefSeq, a predicted model, not a curated record
GACAAGUAUAGCAAGUGAAGCUCCAAAGGUGAAGAAUCGCAAGAAGCAAUCAGCGCGUCAGUAAAGAGAAGAGAUAUCGUUCAUUCAAUCAUGGGUUGCCACAACUACCACGAGCACGAGCUGAAGCCAGACAACAUGAGACGUCCUUACCGCUGCGAUGGAUGUGAAGAGAUGGGGUUCGGUCCUCGAUAUGCUUGCGCCGAGCAUUGUGGCUACCUUCUGCACGAGCACUGCGCAAACACUAGGGACACCCUCGCCCAUCCCUUCUUCCCAGGUUGCGUCUUCCACUUCCUCCGCUCGGGCGAUCCCAAUCGCCGCUGUGACGCGUGCGGCGGAGACAUCAAUGGUUUUGUCUACCAUUGCUUCGACAAAGGGUGGGACUUGCACCCGUGCUGUGCGAACCUGGAGACGAUGAUACAUGUGCAAGCGGAGGAAGAGAACAUGACACUGUUUCUACACGAGAAAGAGACUUCCAAGUGUUGCAGGUGCGGCAAGAAGAAGCUGAACAAACGUGCAAGAAGCUGGAUGUACGUUUCAGGGUGCAAGGAGUACCACUUCCAUGUGUCCUGUGUCAAGGAGGACAUGAUCGAACAUCUGGAGAAGUCCUUCCUUGGUGGCAAAGGAGCUGCAGCAAAUGGCGAGGUCAACGAAAGCCGAGAUCUGGAGAUCAAGAGCCUGCCCGGGCUUCAGCUUGCUCGCAGAAGAGAGAGCGGAAAGAAGAGAAGGUUUGCCAAGUUCAAGAAGAUCGUGCAGAUCGCUAUCAGCUUCAUCAUGGCGGCGUUCGUCGGGGAUCCGUCUGCAUUUGUUGCAAGUCUCAUCGUAAACCUUAUUACUAAUUUAUAGGCUGAAGUAUUGUUUUCUUCCUCAAACUCCUUUUUUACGUCGAAGGAUUUUUCUGUAAAGAAAAUUAGCCAAAGCAAAAGAUCUGUUAGGUCA